Gryllus bimaculatus (two-spotted cricket) is the source of this 9667-nucleotide messenger RNA. The record is from the annotation of a GenBank genome assembly. Lineage: Eukaryota; Metazoa; Arthropoda; Insecta; Orthoptera; Gryllidae.
CUACCAAUUCCUACAGAUAGCAGCACCGAGGAACUUUUUACUAAUGGCCACCUCCUCUGCUAUUUGUGGUGUGUGUGCCAAUGUGGACUGAAUAUGAGUCAAAUAAUUGGGUACAUGCGAUGACAAUGUGUGGGCAUUGUUCGAAACCUUUUUGUAGUAAAUAGAACAUAGGAAUUAAGAAAGAUGUCUCAAGCGUUGUCAAGCAAUAGGAAGCGUGUUCGUAGCAACAACUGUGAAGAAGAGUGUUGUGAUUUUAUGCCGUUAUCAAAACGUAUUAAUAACCUCCACAUAAACAAUGGAAGUUGUUGUAAUGGCUUAGUUCACCCAGAGCAUUCAAAUUUUAAACAGGAUGGAGCAUUUGAAGAUUGCCACUCAGGAGAUGUGAAUGUAUUAAGUCAUUCCUCAGAUCCACUGCAAUUGCCGUUUUCAACUAUGCCUGAAAAUGUCAUUCAGCCUGGUGUAAAGCAUUUCGAUUUUCACAAUGGGGAAAAUAGCAAUGAAUCGUCUUCUUCAGUUAAUGGUUGGAUGAGUGAACAAGUUUUAUCAUUAUAUAGUCCAGACCUUGGUGCCACGGAUAAUCCUUUUUAUUAUGAAAAUAAUAAACUUCUCUUUGCUCUGUAUAUGGAACGAAUGCAACGUGUGUGUGUGUUGAAGCCUGAAGACCCCACCAUGAGCUUUACACCGAUUGGAACACCCUUUGCAGGGUCAAUUCCUACAGCUACUGUGCAUCAGUUGACUACAGCCAAGUUCUCACAUAAUGUGGCUACCAGUGGACAAGUGUUUUUGAGUGAUGGAGUGCAUUACCUUCCUAACGGUUUCACAGUUGCAACCACUCAGGGGGCGGGUAAUAACCAACAUGCGCAACCACAACAGACGUUGAUAACGUUGCCUAUUAGUAUUGCUGGAAAACCUGGGGAAGGUCAAACACAGCAGGCUGUUCAAAUUCAGGUUGUUAAUCCUAAUGCUGCAACAAUGGGUAGCAAUGGUACUGCAAAUAAUGUAUCUCCAAAGUAUCACAUUUCACCCAUAUCUUUGCAUCCGUUCUCACAAGGGAUAUUAACAGUGGCCUACAGUGGGCAACAACAGCAAGCAGGUAUGGAAACAGUGCAACUGCAAGUGCAUAAUCCUCAAAUUCAAGUGUCGCAGGCAUCCAGCAACACUCAAACUCAGGGGAGUGCAGAGGUUGCUAGCAGUAACUCGCAAACUCAGACGCAAACUACUUUACAACAGCAACAGCAGCAGCAGCAACAACAACAACAACAACAACAGCAAACCCAAACAAUUACUGUAACAACAGAUCCUGAAAAGCAGGAGCAACAGGCAUUUCCAGUUGCAGUUGUUGCACAUAUACCUCAGGAUCUUAUUUUGCGGGAUGGUAUUGGCACACUGGAGAUUGAAAAAGCAACACAGGAUCCUAGCAAAGAGACACUACAAGUUGCAAUUGUGAAGACAGACACAGAUAAAGAAACACAAGAGGAUUUUAAUGCUAAUGGUUCUCAACACACAACAGUUGCAGCAAUGCCUGCCACAUGGCAAAGCAUAGCUGCGCCAGGAUCUACUGUUGCUGAUUACCUUUCACGUCUACCUGCAUCCACCUUGCCCCUCAGCCUUCACCAUUUUUUAAAAUUUUCUGCUGAAACUAUAAAACGUGAAGCUGCAAUAGAAUCUUCUCCACUGUCAAAUCAUGAAGUGGUUGAAGCCACAGCUAAUGGAACAAAUACAGAGCCUGUUCCAGUUGCUGAUGGUACUGGUAAACCUAAAAGAAAGAAGAAAUACAAGAAGAAGCCACCGAAACCUCGUCGUCCAAGGCCAGGCCAGGUCCAUAUAGCCACUGCUCUUGAUGGAACCACCUUAUUUUGUUGUCCAGAAUGUCAUAUGGCCUAUCCUGAGAAAGAAUUAUUGGAACAACAUUUAGUGGGGCAUAAAAUUGAAAGGAGGUUCAUUUGCGAAAUUUGUGGGGCAGGACUGAAGCGCAAAGAGCAUUUGGAAAGGCAUAAACUUGGACACAACCCUGAUAGACCUUUUAUAUGCACAGUCUGUCUAAAAGGCUUUAAACGCAAGGAACAUCUUAAUCUUCAUUUUGUGAUACAUUCUGGAGAGAAGACUCAAGUAUGUACUGAAUGUGGAAAGGGAUUUUAUCGCAAAGAUCAUUUGAGAAAGCAUGCUCGAAGUCACAUUGCAAAACGAAUCAAAGAGGAAAUGAAUAAUCAGCAGCAAGCACAGCAACAACAGCAGCAGGUCCAAUCACAGGCUCAGCAACAAGUCCAGCAGCAAGCACAACAGCAACAACAACAACAACAGCAGCAGCAGCAACAACAGCAGCAGCAGCAGCAACAACAACAACAGCAGCAGCAGCAACAGCAGCAGGUCCAGUCACAAACUCAACAGCAAGAACAGCAGUCAUCUGCAGCAAUGGUUACAACAGUGGUUUUGCCUACAGCUGCUGAGACAGGAGCAAUGUUGCUGCAACAUCACCACUGAAUGAACUAUGAAUUCAGUGCGAAUUGGCCAUAAAAAAUCAUAUCGAAGUGUGCUGACAACAUUGGAAGAGGAAGUGAAUACAUUGUGUAUUUUCCUCUCCAGUGAUUUGUAAUGAACCACAGCGCAAUAUUUUUACUUUUAUUCAGGGUUUCUUUAUGGCUAGUUGACAUGGUUGUUUCAGCUUUACAGAUAAUUAUUUAUAUAUAGACCUUUAGAAUCAGAGGUAUUGUUUUGGAAAAUGUCACUUCUUAUGGUUGGUGUUGAACGUGAGGUGAAAUCUGUUUGUUAAGAAUAGUAGUGACCUAAAUAAAACAUUCUGCAGAUGUUAGAAACAUUUGUCUGCAUGGACCAGGUGAAACAACUUUCUAUGCAAGUUAUUUGGGAACAUCACACAGACCUCAAAGGUCUGACAUGAAGUGUAUAUUCAUCAUGAACUAUUGUUUUACACAUUCUGAAGGGUUUUACAAAUGGUGUUAACAAUGCUGUGUGUUAAUAUGCCAGGUCCACAACAUUAGGGCUUAUAGUUAUGACUGAAUUUUUAAAAUUAAAAGUAUAGCAUUAUUAUACUGUGGCAUUUAGCAGAUAUUUGUAAUGCAAUGAAAUGACUUACUAGAAAAUGUACCAAAAGAUGACUGUGUGAUGGCAAACAUAGCUUAGCAUGAAGUGAUUGGUAAAAUAUAAUUAUAUAUAAUCCACUUUUUUAGCAAAAUUACUCAGCAUUGUAUUUUUUUUAAUGCCAUAGAUUUUUAACUUAUAUUGCAAAGUCCAAAGUUUUUAUUUGAUUGCUUGUAUAGAUAUGUUUUAGCACAUUGUGCACAGUUCUUGUGGAAUUGCCAUAAUAUGUAAUGAAAACUAUUGUAUUUCUCUCCUAAGAUUAUAUGAAUUUUAUUUUGAUGUUGGUGAAGGUCAAGUUGAAAUUCAAGAUCUUGAAGGCAGUAAAACAUUUCAAAUCCCAAAACGGAUACUGCCAUGUAACUACCAAAGUUUGUAACAUGUCUCAAUUAUGUACAGGCUCUUUUCUGAGACAUACUUUUUCUAUUUCUUUCUUUGUAUUUUUUUACAUUAAAAGAGGAAUUUCCUUUUUGAAUUUACAGGUUAUUAGUGGUGGCACUUUUUAAGGAGUAUGGGCUAUCAAUUGCAAGUCUGCAGGCCUUGUUUUCUCUACAGUAGUACAAAUUACAUUUUAGCAUGGGCUCAAAUGUUCUUUUGUGAGAUGUGAAUGUAAAAAGACAAUAAAUUUUGACUUUGGUAAUGUUUUUGCACAUCUUAUUUGUUUAUGCAGAAGAGAGAACUGUAGUGAAAGUGUAUAUUGGUGCAGUCACUAUGAAAACUGGACCUGUGAGUGUAUAUUUCUACUUUAUCUUACUAAUGAAUGGUUCACCUCUCUCUAUCAAAAUCAUGGAGAAUAUUUUUUGAUCAUGGGAACAAACAUUUUCCUGAUUCUUCAUAAUGGGCUGUUUGUGGUAGAAGUAAGCUAUGCCAGUUUCUGCAUUUAAUCUAUCAGUUUGCAAUUUGAUACAAAUUGUUAAAGUCAUAUUGAUGCGUAUGUAUAAAUCUAUAUUGAGACACAUGUGCAAUUACACCUUCAUAUGUAUUGUAUGUGAUGAUUACCUUAUGAUUAGCAUUACUUGAUUUACUUGUGGUAGAAUGGUAUUCUGUCGUUUUCUUUAUAAAUUGCAAUUUUCUAAGUUGAAUGGUCUUUGGGAAAGACAGUGCUGAAUUGUGUGGUUUUCUUAUCGCAAUAUAGAGAAUAAUUUUAUUUUCUAGGGAGCCUCAUUGCAUGCAAAGAUGACGGAAAAAAUAUUUAUUGCUAGGAUAUCUUGCAUUCUGUUUCAUUGUUGUUGAAUGCCAAAAGUAUUAAGAGGCAUUCAUACAGAAUGCAACAAUUGCCUGUAGCUGAAAAUUUAAUGUUAAGAAUAUUGGUAUUGCACAAUUAGUUUUUGUAUGAAAGUGUAAAUGAUUUAGGUUAUUGUAACACUUAACGUAGACAUUUAUUUUCUGUUUCCAGUAUGCUAAUGUCCAUAUUUUAUAACUCUGUAAAUGUGUUGAGUAAAGUUUUCAUGACACACUGAAAUGGAAAAACUUAAUACAAAUUCCUUUGUAAUUAUAAGUCUUGCUUGUUUUGUUGUGGACUAGGCUAGAAGAAAUGUUAAUUUUCAUGUUUUUAUCACACUCUAUUAACUAACUCAUACACAUGCGUGUUUAACUUAAUUCAUAAAAACAAAAAUUUUAACACAUUUCUUUGUGUAAUGGAUGUAGUAAUUUAAUUGGCAACAAGACAUACUAUGGUCAUAUCAAUUAGUACAGUGUGUAAUAAAGUAUUUUAAUUUCAGGAGCCUAGACUUGUUAAAUUCUAAAAAUCAGUGGUUUGAAAUUGAAAUAUUGACAUGGAAAAUUGUCAUGCCCUACGUACUCCAGUUACCAAAUGUUUGAAACAAAAUUCUGUACAGUAAAUAGCAACUAGUGAGUGGAUGAAACCAGAAUACAAUUCAUUUAUUAUGUUCAAAAUGCAGCAACUUUUUCUUAGAAAUAUUGUUCAUGUUUUCUACCAAUAUUAUCUGUAGGAAAAAAAUUUUAUAAUACAUAUAUAUCAUGAGACAUUAAAGUUUCUUGCAAUACGACCCAUCUUUCAUACUUCAGCAUUUCAGGAUAUUUUGAUAAGAACAACAUAUAAUUUUUAUUUUCACAUGCAAGUUUUACAAGUACCGCUACAUCUGUAAUUUGCAGAUUGCUCACCAGAGUUCAGAUCGCUACAGCGUAUUACCCUGAACAACUGAAUAUCGCUUUGCACAGCAGGUGUUUAUGUUUUCUGUCAAAGACGCGUAUUUAUGGAAAUACGUCAUGAGACUGCUAGUUCCGAAAUAGUAAGUUACUUGUUUUCACAUUUUGUAUAUUUUGCAUAAAUGAGUAUUUAUAGUGGAAACAAAGAUUUUCCCUUGUGAUUUAUUUGCUUGACGGAGAUCUAAAUAUGGACAUUUUAUUUCGAAAGAGGCUCCAAUGAGAACCCAUCUUGUGCCUCUGCGCGGGCCAUGACGCUUGCUGAAACAUGUCUUGAGUAAAUUUUGUGUUGAAAUUAAGUUAUGUUUUCUAAGUUCACGAAAAGCUUUCAGAAGCGAAAAGAGGUGUAUUUUUUGUGUAAUUUUCAUAUUAUGAACUUAAAAUAGUAGCAAAGGUGUGGGAAAUGAAGAAGGACAUGCGCGUUAAGAGAAGGAAUUCAGGUUAGUUAAAGAAGGUACAGCUCGUGACUUGGAACAUCUCUCUGAAUUACAAGAAACAAGGUCUUGCAUGACGAUAACAUUGGCGAAGUAGCGAAAGAAAAUCGUGCUUCAUUGUUCGGGUUUGCAAACUUGUAUGUUGAAGAAUGACGCUGAAUUGUUGGAUUUUUCAUAUUAUCUGUUUCUGAAGCAGCAGAAAAGUAAAGCCAAGCAUAUAUAUGUGGAAGAACAUUUCAGGUAUUACUGAUACCAAAGUGUAGACUUUAAAGUGAUAGCAAUGAACUUUUCACCCUUUGGCAGCCACUUUCCAGCAUCAAUACCUACAAUUCAUCAAUUUGCAGCUAAAUUUUCUCAUGAUGGGGGUAGUGGUGGUCUUCCACCUCAAGCAGUCGAUGGAUCAGGAUCUCGGUAUCAUUCUAGUCCAGGACCAGCCCACUUUAACCAACACCAUCCACCUAUAGGAAUGCCUGUAAACAUGGGGAAGUAUUCUCGUGGGGAUGGUAGUAAUAAUUCUGCAGGACAGCCUCAAGUUAGCAAUAUGAUGAAUCCUAAUUCUUCAAAGUAUCAUCCUGGAGCAAAUUUAAGUGGAACACACCAUUAUUCAGGAAAUGUUGGUGUUCCAUAUAGUCAAGCAGGUACAGUUCAACAGCAACAGCCACAGCCGCCUCCACAGCAGCAGCCUCCACCUCCACCACCAAAUCGACCUACCUCAUCUCCUUCUCUGCAAGAGCAGCAACAACAGCAACAGGCCCGGCAGCUUGCUGACAAACGAGCUACAUACCAUGGAGGUGAUAUGCAGCCUCAAGAUUUGUGUGCAGCUAUGAUGCGUGAUAAUACAAUGUCAAGUGCUGAGAAAGAUAAAGAUGUGAAACGUGAAGAUGGUGGUGAUAAAGAAGAUCGCCCGGGCUCAAAUGAAGCUGAGUAUAGUGGCUCCAUGUCCUUGCAUCAUCAGCAUCACCACCACCAUGCUACACAAACUACUACUACAAUGCCAGCAACCUGGCAAAGUUUAGCUACCCCAGGAUCUACUGUUGCUGAUUAUUUAUCACAUUUGCCUGCUUCUACUUUACCCCUUAGCUUGCAUCAUUUUUUGAAGUACUCUGCUGAAAAUAUUAAAAAGGAAACAGAAAUGGCUGUUAAUGCGAGUGGCCCAGGGUUAGGUGUUGCCUCCUCUGCCACACCAGGGGUUGUAGGCAGUGCUCCAGUUCCUGGAGGUGCAAAGAAAAAGAAGAAGAAGAAGGCAAGCAAAGAAAAGAAGCCCAGACCUAAACCAGGUGAAAUUCGCCUUACAACUGCUUUGGAUGGAUCUACUUUAUACUGCUGCCCUGAGUGUCACAUGGCCUACCCAGAAAAGGAACUUCUGGAACAGCAUUUAUUAGGUCAUACACUUGAACGUCGCUUUGUGUGCGACAUCUGUGGAGCAGGUCUGAAACGUAAAGAUCAUCUGACACGUCACAAGCAGAGUCACAAUCCUGAACGUCCGUAUGUUUGCACAGUUUGCCUCAAAGCAUUUAAACGAAAGGAACAGCUGACUUUGCAUUUUGUGAUACAUUCAGGUGAAAAGCGGCAUAUCUGCACUGAAUGUGGGAAGGGCUUUUAUCGCAAAGAUCAUUUGCGUAAGCACACACGCAGUCACAUUGCUCGCCGUGUGAAAGCUGAGCUUAGCCAGCAUGCUCCACAGCCACAACAUACUCCUACUCAGCUUCCUGUGGCUGCUGUUUCUGCCGAACAACCUCCUCCUCUGCUCUCCUGAAUGUCAGCCAAUGGGAACUAUGCCAAUGUUCCCAGCCUUCUGAACUCGGAUCUCCUGGCGUUUGUAUCUGCUGCUAAGGAUGCAUUUUAGUAUGUUACGCCCUUGUGUGUGAAAGUUCUUCUAGAAAACAAUAGCAAAGAUGGCUUAGGCAAGCCAUGCAAGACUGAUGGCGUCUGACCUCUUUGUAAUACCUGCAAAAUUGCUAGCCUGUAGGAUAGCUUCACCUAUAGUACAGCCAAUAGAUGCAGCAAUUCUGUAUUCAAGACCCCAAAUUUGUAACACUUGUGUUGUAUUUCGGUAAUUAGGGUCUUUGGAAUAAUAGUGACAUUUUAUCAAUAGGGCGUAUUGACGUAAAAAAUACCUCACAAAAAUAUAUGCAACAAAUUAUUUCACCAUUGUCUUGAUGGUUUACCUGAGUACUGAACCAUUGAAAAUCACGUGUAUAAAGUAAUGCGAGACAAUGGGUACAGCUGUCAGUUACCCAUAGAAUAAGACACAACAGCAUUAUAUCAGAUCUGUUUUUGUUUCUAUUUAUUUUUCUGGAAUGUUGGUUGUGAAAAUUACCUAUUAGUUUUAUAUAUACUUUUUUAAGUUAUACUGUGCCAUUUGUCUAGUUAGUAGGCCUAGUAUUUUAUCACUUUGUGGUCUGUAAAUUUUGAUUUGUUAUAUUGUAUUAAGGCUUCCGCGAGUCUCUUGUGUACUGGAGAUCAAGAGCCUUUAAUUGUAUGGAACAGGAAUGUUUCUCAAGAAAUACUCAUAAGCAUUUUACAUGUAUUUUAAGCAAAGGGAAGAAUGUUUUCUGGAGGACAUACUCAAGUAUUCAGAUAUCUAUGCAGUUUUUUUUAAUGUAGAUGGCUUUUCCUCUGGAAUUCCAAAGUAUUAUUUUUAGUAAGUGUUAGUGUAUUGCCAGCAUGCUGAUGUUGGCUAGUGUAUUAAUGCCGUAUAAACUCAGCUCUGCAUCACAGGUUGAGAUUGAAUAGCAGAAUAUUUUAAAGUAAAGAACAGAAUCAGGAUGUUUUGAAAGUCAGCGAUAUGAUACAAGAAACUAAACAUACAAUCCUGCCAUCAAGGUGCCAAUACAACCUUCCCAUGAGCAACUUUUCAGACAUGGGAAACAAUCUCCCGCAUGCAAUGCAAUUUAAUUUAGUACAUUUCGCUUUAUACCAAAACCAAACAAUUGCAUCUAAAUAUUUACUCAUACAGCAUGGAUGAUUGUGUGCAAGUUUGAGGAGAACUGUAAUAGUCGACGUCAAGAAUUCUUGGCAUGUAUUGUAGUCUUACCAGUGAUCAUAUUCUGUGAAUAUACAAAAAUUCCUUGAGAUAGUACAAAACAUUCUGACUGACAUAAUUAAAUAUUACGCUUUUUUUUUCUUCCAGUCUACAAGAAUGCUUGCUUCCCUGUGUGAAUGUCUGUGGUAUAUCUCUGCUUGAGGUAUAUAUAAAUUGAGUACCUAUUGUUGUUUAUAGUUUGCAUUCUUUAUGACCCGUACACCUCAGUGUUGCUUAUGUAAUGAUGAUUAAAGUCUGUAUUGAGAAUGAAUUGCUUUUUUUUUCUUUCUUUUACUAAACAAGAUCCCUAACCUGAAUAAAACUUUGUGAAUUUGGCAAAAAAAAGAGUUGUUUGUGAAACAUUUGAGAUUUAAUGUGUGGCAAUUUGUUGGUUGAAAGCAUUGAUGGCCAACGUGAUGCGAUUAGAUGCGGUAACUCGAAGCCUCUCCCUCUCCGUGUACGGAAACAAGAUGGCCGCCGACGGUUCAUAGAAUACGGUGUUUAUAAUUGAACAUGGUCACAGUCGCGCGCAAAUUGCUAAGAAGUGGCUUUCCACCGAGUGCAAUGUAAAGGGAUAUGGGGAAAAAGGCACACAGACAUUGAAAUAUAUUUAUUCAGUCUCAAAAAAUUGCAUUAUAAAAGUUCAGUGUUACAAAGGCACAUUCAGCUUUUAAAACUAAUAUAAAAAUGGAAUGAGCAAUAUGUAUGUUGAAACAUCACAGCCUAUUUCGUUAAAAAGUUCUAUAAACAAAUACUCUUUAGGGUAAUGGGCAUGUCAACAUUGUUCUAAGCAUAUGUCAAAAAAAUAAUUAUCAAAAAUGUCAUUAUUGUCAGGCUCAAUACUGUAAGUUCUAAUUAGUUCACAAUAGCUUCAUACCUUCUCAGUCCAACAUCUUAUUGUCAGUUAUCAUAUGUCUAUAAACUUUGCCUUGCCACCAUUUUACAUCAC